CUUCUUUCUUUCUUUCUUUUUUUUUUCUUCUUUUUCCUCUCAAAUUUUUCCUCCCCGUGACCUCCAUCCAUGGCACUUGUUUUGAGCGUCACGUCACUUGACCCAUGAGUCAGAUCGACAAUUCGAUGGUCUCAUCGCCGAAUCAGGACCGGUUAUUGGCUCACACCGCCGUUGGUCACGACGAGCUUCCUCUUGGGGAUUCUCAUUACGUCUUCAAAAAGACUGCAGGCUGCAAGGCCAACAGCCACUGGCCUAGGCAUGAAUAAUGGGAAUUCGAAUAUGCCUCAUAAUCCCCUUCUCCUUUAUUCCAUUUACGAGUUUGCAUUCCACUUCUUCCACUUGUUCCACAAAUACCCCGCAUAAAAGGUAAAAGGGGGUUCAAUGCGUUUCCACCUCUUGUUCCCCAGAUAUUUAACUGCCAAUGCCCCCGUGGUACUGGUGGAUGGAUGAGAACAGGCAAACACAGACGUGUAAUCCCGCAACCAUGCAAGCACCGCAAGAGAUUUACGAUCUGAUCGUGUCCUUUGUGGAUGACGUCGAUAGCCGGCCGUGGGCCGCUUCGACACGACAACACAAGAUUCAAUCCGACGAGCUUCGACAUCAACUCGCGACGUUACGCCUGGUCAACCGCGCCUUCUGUCGCAGCGCCUCACCGCGACUGUUUCGACACCUUCGCGUCGUCGCCAAAUCCGCCCAGUCCAAGACCUCGGAAUCGCCGCUUGUAGGCCUCGUAGAGCUCUCGCACGGCCCCUAUGCCGACUACGUGCGCCAACUAGACAUCGGGCUCGAGGACACCGAACACUCGGAAGAGUUCUGCUCGAUGUUCCUGGAAGAUUUGGCAGGGGUGCUGCCCUCCUGCCUGUGCCGGCUGCCCAAACUCAAGGCGCUUGAUUUCCAGGGGGUCCCGGGCUCGUUACCCGAGGCUACCACCCGAGACUUUGUCAACACCGUCAUCAGCAGCCUCCGCUACGUGCCACUGCCGAACUUAACCGAGCUGGACAUUGCCUUCCCCAUCACCCACGAUUUCGCCCAAUUCUUCCCCCACAAGACCCUCAGCUCCAGCGCCCUGCGCAUCUCCACCGAACACGUCCUGCAGCGCCUGCACCACCUGGGCCUCCGCAUCACCGCAUCCCCCACCGAGCACCCGCAGCCACAGCCACAGCAACAUGAAUCCCCCUCUCCGCCGCCCGCCGCGACCGUACACACCCCCGGCUUGUCGAAUCAGGCCCACGCCCACUGGCUCUACAAGAUGAUCCGUCACGCCAGCAAUCUGAAGUCGCUCGCCAUCGCCAGCGCAGACACCCUGGAUCUGGACGGGGCUGCUUUCAGCCGCUCCCUCCGCCUGGAAUCCAUCCAGCUGCGCCGGGUGUCCAUCUCGUCCUACAAGCUGCUGUCGCUGGUCGAACAAUGCAAGGACUCCAUCCGACACAUCGAGCUCUACCAGGUCAAGCUGAACUCGGGCGAGUGGCAACAUGUGCUGUCGCGCAUGACGCAUCUGCCCGGGCUGGUGAGCUUCGUGAUCAAGUCGUGCGGAUACUCGUCGACGGGCGCGGGGGCCACCUACUACAACCCGCAUGGCUCGUCGGGGGCGGUGAUGAAGACGACGAACUCGACAGAGAUCCUGGCGCUGGGCGCCUUGCACCGUCGGGUCCACGAGAACCGGGUGAACUGCGGGCUGGCCCCGUUCCGCGAGACGGAAUUCCGCCGGCGAGUGAAGAGUAUUUGAGGUUUUCACUGUAUGUUUUGAUAACAUCACAUUAGCAUCAGCAUCUGUGGCAUAGUUUGUGCAUCUGCAUUAAUGGGUAAGGUUAUGACAAAAAGAAUGAUUAGCACAGAUAAAAUAGUCGAGAUAAUUGAAAUGUGACUGGAUUUACG
Messenger RNA from Aspergillus aculeatinus CBS 121060, 1875 nucleotides. RefSeq lists its product as uncharacterized. The transcript is spliced from 2 exons. The record is from RefSeq and is a predicted model, not a curated record. NCBI's taxonomy places the organism in Eukaryota, Fungi, Ascomycota, Eurotiomycetes, Eurotiales, Aspergillaceae. The coding region runs from base 422 to 1726 and encodes 434 amino acids.